GGAAAGCUCAAUUUAAAGCAUCCGUUGCAGACUUCAACCCACUGGUGUUACCAAUUUGCAAAAUGUCUACCGACUACGAUGAACCGAUAUCGGACCAAGAAAAGGUCAGGAUAGCCUCCGAUUUCAUCCUACAUGCUCCGCCUGGAGAAUUCAAUGAAGUCUUCAAUGAUGUACGAUUGCUACUGAACAAUGAUCAGCUAUUGAAAGAGGGUGCAUCUAGCGCGUUCGCGCAGUACAACAAGGAGCAGUUCACGCCGGUGAAGAUCGAGGAUUCCGACAAGCAGACGUUGAUAACGGAACACGCGGAUCUGGGCGGCGCUAGGUUCGUCGAUCCAUGCAGCAAGCAGAGCUUCAGGUACGAUCACCUGCGCAAGGAGGCCAGCGACCACCGGCCGACGGAGGCGGACGCGCGGCUGGAGCCGUGGCGGGCCGCGCUGGAGACGGCGUUCACGGGAUAUGUGCAGGACCACUACAAGCACGGCGUCGGCGUCGUGUACGCGACGGGAGACGCUGGCGCCAUCACCCUCGUCGCCUGCAUCGAGGACCACAUCUUCCAGCCGAAGAACUUCUGGAACGGGCGCUGGCGCUCGCAAUGGUCUCUCACGUUCUCCCCAUCAUCUGCCGCCUCUCAGCUCAACGGUGUCCUCAAAGUGCAGGUACAUUAUUAUGAGGAUGGCAAUGUACAGCUGGUGAGCUCUAAGGAAAUUCAAGAAUCAAUCACCAUAAGCAAUGAAACUCAAACAGCGAAGGAGUUUAUCAAGAUUAUAGAAGAAGCAGAAAAUGACUACCAGACUGCAAUCAACGAGAACUACCAGACGAUGUCGGACACGACAUUCAAGGCGCUCCGGCGACAGCUGCCCGUCACUCGCACCAAGAUCGACUGGAACAAGAUCAUAGGCUACAGAAUCGGCGCCGAGCUAAAGAACAUGUAGGGGGCGCCGGCAUCGGCGACGCUCGCUCCGCGUCCCAGUUUGAUUUUUCAUUUUUUCAGGUUUUUUCGAGAGUUGGAGGGGGGGUGCGAGGAUCGUAUAUCGUGCAAUCACGCGCGCGCGCGCGGGGCCGAUAGGCUUGCGAUUUAUCUGCCUGCGGCCGACGUUACAAGCCUACUGCGUGGUAUUUCUUUGUACAUCAGUGGCGAUCGAUCGCCAACGUUGGUGCAUACCUCGACGGUCGGACGAAAUUUUGCAGUAGGUAAUCGGUGAACGUGGGUAACCUCAACCCUCUUCCUCCCCCCCCCCUCCUUAUCACCCACCGGGCGAGGCCUGUCGUUGUAGUGCUAUGCUCGUAGCGUGUGAGAACCUCGCAGAUUCGAAAGAGAAAUGUCAAACUCUGUCUUGUACAAACAUUCCAUGCCUGAAACGGGGGGGUGAGGUUUCGAUCGGUGUAGGAUGAGGAGGCGGAGGAGGAGGUGCCGCAAUCUCACGUGGGCGGUGGGGGAGGAGGGGGGUUGGCAUCGUUUCUCGGCAGUAAGGAGGGAGGGCGGUCGGUGUGGCGGACGUACGGAGAUGUUGAUAUUCAUGAUCGUGUGUAGAAGUAAGUGCGUGCCAUGCUACGAAGUUACAGCAGCCAUUUACAAAGUCGUGUACCCGCCACCACUGUAAGAAUGAUGCUCUCUCUCCCGAUUAUGUGGUGGCUAGAGCUCUCCCAUGGAAGUUUUGACUGUUGAUUUUUGUAAGCAAAUACUUACCGUAUCAACAGGAGUGGUGGUGCAGAUUGUAACGUUAUAAUGAUGCUUUGAUGACGUGCCAUCGCGGGACUUUUUCACGGUGCGCUGUUGAUCUGGACGAAUUCUAGAACGUUUGGGAAUCGUGAGCUGUCAUUUGGGCCCAGCAGAGAUGCCAACCACUACCAUUUAUCCGUAUUUUAUACGAAUUUCUAUUCCUUUUGCACCACUACGAUUGAU
This is a messenger RNA of Priapulus caudatus, 1903 nucleotides long. Its product is annotated as F-actin-capping protein subunit alpha-1-like. Gene Ontology annotation, molecular function: actin filament binding. Bases 63 to 932 code for a protein of 289 amino acids. The transcript is spliced from 9 exons. Lineage: Eukaryota; Metazoa; Priapulida; Priapulimorpha; Priapulimorphida; Priapulidae. Gene Ontology annotation, biological process: barbed-end actin filament capping; actin cytoskeleton organization. The record is from RefSeq and is a predicted model, not a curated record. Gene Ontology annotation, cellular component: F-actin capping protein complex; actin cortical patch.